AUGGAUGAACUAAAUGUAAAACAAAGAAUUAAAAGCAUUUUAAUUGAAAUACACCAAAAUUGCAUUGGUUUAAAGAUAGGAGAUGUUAAUAGUAAAACAUAUAUUAGGAUUCUAUUACAACAUUUGUUAACGCUCAUUAAAUCGCCGAUAUCACAUCCAAGACAUAGGAGAAGAGCACAAUUGAUUUUAGUCUCAAUAAUUUUUAUAGUUGUUGGAUCUAUCUCAACUGUUUCUUAUGUUGGAUCUAAUUUAAUAUCUAAAUUUAUUCAUUUUUAUAAGUAUUCUUCAGAGAAUCAAAUGAGAAAUAAAAGUUUGAAUUUAUUUAGAAGAAGUAGAUCUCAAAUGAAUUUGAAAACUGGUGCUAGAAUAAUGUAUAUUAAAGAAGACUAUUCUUACAAUAACAAUAACAACAACAAUAAUAAUAAUAAAAGUAAUAGUAAUAAAAAAAGAUCAGAAUUUGAAUCAUUAAUAAAAACUAACCAUAACAGAAAAAAUAUGAUACAUAACAAAGAUAUUACUUUUCAUAGUCAUUACAGCAAUAAUGAUGCUUCUACCUAUGAUAAAAAGAAAAGUAUUAAAAAGAAAAAAAUUUAUAUCCCUCCAAAGAAUAAUGAUCUUUAUGAGCACGAUAAAUUUAUAUUUAAAAGUGUGGACAUAGGAAAGACAAAAUCUUCUUUAUUCUAUUCGAAAUUUUUAAAUCAAAUUAACGUUAUAUCUAAAAUCUUAAUACCUUCAAUCUUUGAUAAAAAUUCUUUUUUAUUAAGUUUACAAAUAUUUUUUCUAAUUAUGAGAACCUGGUUAUCUUUAUUUGUCGCAAGGUUAGAUGGUCAAAUUGUAAGAGAUAUUAUUUCAGGCCAAAGUAAAAAAUUCCUUAUUGAUUUACUAAUAUGGUUCUUAAUCGCUUUACCAGCUUCAUAUACUAAUAGUGCUAUAAAAUUUCUACAACGAAAAUUAAGUCUUAAUUUUAAAGUCAAAUUGACAAGAUAUAUCCAUGAUAUGUAUCUUGAUGAUAGAUUGGCUUUUUAUAAGUUAUUAUUCGAUUCUAAAUCAACAAGUUCUGUUUUGAAAAAUAUCGACAAUUCAAUAUCCAAUGAUAUAACAAGAUUCUGCGAUGCAACUUGCUCAGUGUUUGCUAAUAUUACUAAACCUGUGAUUGAUCUGAUAUUUUUCUCCAUUUAUUUAAGAGAUAAUUUGGGCACAGUCGGUGUAGCCGGUAUCUUCAUCAACUAUUUUAUAACUGGAUAUGUAUUAAGGUCUUAUACACCUCCAUUGGGUAAAUUAACCAGUGAGAGUUCUGCUGCAGAUGGUAAUUAUUAUAAUUAUCAUGUUAACAUGAUAAAUAAUAGUGAGGAAAUAUCCUUUUAUCAAGGCACAGAAGUGGAAAGAGCUAAAAUCAAACAAUUAUAUGAAACAUUAAUGGACAAAAUGUUGAUUGUAAGUAAGAGAAAAUUCAAUUAUAAUAUGAUUGAAGAUUACAUUCUUAAAUAUACUUGGUCCGGUUUAGGUUACAUCUUUGCGUCUAUACCAAUUAUAAUGUCUUCUUUUACAUUAAGUAAAACAAAGUCAAAUGAACAAAAUAAUAUGAAAGAUUUUAUUGUCAAUAAAAGAUUGAUGCUUUCUUUAGCUGAUGCCGGUUCUAGAUUAAUGCAUUCAAUAAAGGAUAUAUCUCAAUUGACCGGGUAUACCAAUAGAAUUUUUACCCUAUUAUGUGCUUUACAUAGAGUUCAUUCGGAACAUUUCAGUUAUGGCGCUACUAAAGAACUAAUACAAUUAGUAAACAAUGGUGAAACAACCACUUCAUUGCUCAAGUAUAUUAAGCAUGAAAAAGAAGAUAUUAUUGCAGGUACAGUGCAGCAUAAUUUUAAUGGUAUCAGAUUAGAAAAUAUUGAUAUUAUCAUUCCAUCACUAAGAGGUAAGCAUGGAAUAAAAUUAAUUAAAAAAUUAAGUUUCCAAAUUCCACCUCAUAUUGACCCUGUAUCAUCAAAAGCACCGUCUAUUCAAGAUUUAGUAGCCAUGAACGAUAUUACUUUACCAUUCCUCGACGCAGACAAUUCUAGUUUAUUAAUAUUGGGUCCUAAUAGUUGUGGGAAGAGUUCUAUUGCAAGAGUCAUUGCAGGUAUUUGGCCCAUAUAUAAUAAAUAUGGUCUACUGUCAAGACCCGAUGAAAAAUCAUUAAUUUGUAUUCCACAAAAACCAUAUUUUUCAAGAGGAGGUACCUUUAGAGAACAAAUCAUAUAUCCUAUGUCCUCAGAUGAUUUCUUCGACAAGGGCUUCAAUGACAGAAUAUUAGUUUGGGUUUUAAAGGAGGUUCGUUUAGAUUAUCUUUUAAAAAGGGAGAGAGGUUGGAAGUACUUAGAUACUGUAGCAGAUUGGAAAGAUGUGUUAAGUGGUGGAGAAAAACAAAGAAUGAAUUUUGCCAGAAUUAUGUUCCAUAAACCGAAAUUUAUUAUAUUGGAUGAGGCUACAAAUGCUAUAAGUGUUGACAUGGAGGAUUAUUUGUUUAAUAUGUUAAAAAGGUAUCGUUUUAAUUUCAUAUCUAUUUCCCAAAGGCCCUCACUGAUUAAAUACCACGAUUUACUAUUAGAAGUUUCUGGUAAUGAGGGUAAAUGGGAAUUGAAGACACUCGGUACAGAUGAAGCAAUAACAUCCAUUGAUAAUGAAAUAGAGGUUUUGGAGAAGAAGCUGCAUAAUGUUGAACAAUGGAAACAAGAAAGAGAUCAUUUACAACAAAUAUUAACUGUUAUAUAA
Molecule: messenger RNA, 2748 nt
Organism: Arxiozyma heterogenica
Lineage: Eukaryota; Fungi; Ascomycota; Saccharomycetes; Saccharomycetales; Saccharomycetaceae
Gene: PXA1
Product: ATP-binding cassette long-chain fatty acid transporter PXA1
Exons: 1
Coding region: 1-2748 (915 amino acids)
Biological process (GO): very long-chain fatty acid catabolic process; long-chain fatty acid import into peroxisome; peroxisome organization
Cellular component (GO): peroxisomal membrane
Molecular function (GO): ABC-type transporter activity; ATP hydrolysis activity; long-chain fatty acid transmembrane transporter activity
Source: RefSeq, a predicted model, not a curated record